GCCCUGACAACUUUCCGUCGCCAUUGCGGCUCAAGCCAUGUGGGAUCAAGGGAGCACUGCUCGAGCGGUGGCCCGCAGCUGCGGGCUCGGCUAGGUCCCAUUCGGGUCGCGAGCUCAUGCGAUGGCUGAAGAGGACCAGCCGAUUUUGGAGGUUGACCCUCGUGAGAUCAAGUACCUGAGUAUCAUCGGCGAGGGGACAACAGCAGUAGUCCACUUGGCAAGAUUCAACGCCGCUCACGUGGCGGUGAAGGAGAUCCGCGCGUCCGCCGAUGCCGGAUGCGACGAAGGUACGCUCCAGGCUGUGGAGCGGGAGGUCGGGACUCUGAGCCAGGUCAACACGAGAACAUCGUAGGCUUCAUUGGGAUCACCUUGGCGGCUCUGCCCAUCCGCCUCGUGCUGGAGUACUGCGCGGGCGGCUCCCUCUUCGAGCUGCUCCACAACAGGUAUAACGUCCCGGUCUCGUGGAAGCAGAGGCUAAAGAUGUUGUCGGACGUCGCCUCGGCCCUCGACUACCUCCACAACUUCGAGCCCCCCAUUCUGCACCGCGAUCUGAAGAGCCUGAACAUGAUGCUCCUGGACCAGGUGACGAACGAGUUCGACGACGUCGUGGUCAAGCUGGGAGACUUCGGCUUCGCCAGGAUCCUCGAGGAGAGGAGCAUGACGCGCGGCGUCGGCACGAAGCAUUGGAUGGCGCCGGAGGUCCUCGCAGGCACCAACUACACCGAGAAGGCGGACAUCUUCUCUUUCGCUAUGGCGGCAUUUGAGGUGAUUUGCAGGCAGGUGCCCUUCGAGAUGCUCGACCCAACCUCCGUCGCGCAGGCGAUCAGCCGGGGCGAGCGGCCCGAAUGGCUGGACCCGCAGGACCUGUUGGCGAACAUACCCGAUGGUUUGCUAGUCAUGGUGGAGUCCUGCUGGGCUCAAAGUCCAGGUGAUCGCCCAACCAUUGGCCAGAUAAAGGGCGAGAUCGAGAGGCUGCGCUAGAUUGUCUGGGAGAGUUUCAGGCUGUGAGCUGGCGGUAGCUAGUGCACAUGACAUUCGAAAUGUGCCAGCUGCAGUAGCCAGUCGUCUUGCUUUUGCAGAUCGCAGGUAGCCUCAUUCGCUAGAGCUAGCUAUGUCAGCGCGCAUAUACGAUGCGGGAGUACACAAGAAAAAUCCCUAACAACUUUCGUGAG
Molecule: messenger RNA, 1172 nt
Organism: Prorocentrum cordatum
Lineage: Eukaryota; Dinophyceae; Prorocentrales; Prorocentraceae
Source: the annotation of a GenBank genome assembly